UCAUUGAAGAUAAACGCACAAAUAAUGGCGCCUGUUUUCGGCUACUGGGACGUGCGAGGCUUGGGUCAACCUAUCCGAAACCUGCUCGUCUACAAGGGCGUCCAGUUUGAAGACAAGCGGUACAAGUUCGGACCAGCGCCCGACUACGACCGCGGCGAAUGGCUGAGGGAGAAGUACACUCUGGGACUGCGGUUUCCCAACCUGCCCUACUACAUCGACGAAGACGUCAGACUGACCCAGAGUUUGGCCAUACUGCGUUACCUUGGCCGAAAGCAUGGACUGGCCGCAAACAACGACAAAGAGAUGGUUGAGCUGGACGUUCUGGAGCAGCAGGCCAGAGACCUGGUUCUCAUCCUGAGCUACGCGGCGAGACCCCAGCCUCGCUACCGGGAGGGCCUCAGUUCUUACGCCGAAAAUAUCAAGGACAUGCUAGACCCGUGGUCCAGGCAUCUGGCCUCCCGUGAAUGGGCCUUGGGAGACAGGCUGACGUACGUCGACUUCGUGCUCUACGAAGGGCUCGACUGGCAUGGCGAGUUCAAGCCGGAAGCUCUGGCUAAGUACCCGCCGCUCGUCCACUACCUGAGGAGAUUCGAAAAGCUACCAAAUGUGAAGGAGUACUUCGCGUCGGACAAGUACAAGAAGUGGCCAAUUACCGGUCCGUUGAGGCCCUGGGGACACAUAAAAUGAAGCGGUGUAGCUGCUUAGUUCAGUUCGUUGGGUCUUCUAUAGUCCUGGAAUACACUGUACGUGAUUUAUAUUUGUCUAUUCUCUUCAAUUGCACUUCUGCGUGAACUGAAAUUGGACAUGUUUAACUGCACUCCACUGAGUUGAUCACUACGCACAACGACUCUGUUGAAGACGCUCUUACGUACAUUACACGAGAUGUUGUUCAGUGUGCAAGCUUCCGUUGGAAAUCGCAGAAUAAUGGAUUUGUUUUCUCGUGCCUCUGCAGCGAAUAAUAAACUUGUACAUGUGCUUUCAGCCAGUCA
This is a messenger RNA of Rhipicephalus microplus (southern cattle tick), 989 nucleotides long. Its product is annotated as glutathione S-transferase Mu 1. Gene Ontology annotation, biological process: glutathione metabolic process. NCBI's taxonomy places the organism in Eukaryota, Metazoa, Arthropoda, Arachnida, Ixodida, Ixodidae. The record is from RefSeq and is a predicted model, not a curated record. Gene Ontology annotation, molecular function: glutathione transferase activity.